Messenger RNA from Nematolebias whitei (Rio pearlfish), 791 nucleotides. RefSeq names its product family with sequence similarity 221 member A (gene fam221a). Lineage: Eukaryota; Metazoa; Chordata; Actinopteri; Cyprinodontiformes; Rivulidae. The record is from RefSeq and is a predicted model, not a curated record. Bases 42 to 791 code for a protein of 249 amino acids. The transcript has 6 exons.
AGGAGUUGCGUGUCUUACAACACACCUAUUAGUUUUUGACAAUGAAUACGAUACGUCUGGAUAAAUCAGCUUUACAAGCAGUGGACGACUACUGGGAGUACAGAAGGAUUGUGGGUGAUGAUGAUGGUGGAAAACUGUUCACUCCAGAGCAAUAUGAAGAGUACAAAAGAAAAGUUCUUCCUCUUCGUGUUCAAAACAGGUUGUAUGUGAGCUUUGGGGUACCAGGGGGUGUUGACUGCAAACAGAUUGGCCCUGAGACGCAGUGUUUCUGCACUCACAGGUAUAAGCAGCACAGGACAGAGUGGGAGGUGGUUCCCUCUGAGCGACCUCUUGCACUGCCAUGCCAGGUUGGGGGAUGUCACUGUUCUGUGUUCCAGUACGUUCCUCGACUUGGAUCAAAUUCCGUGCGCUGCAGGUGUAAACACUUACCCCAGGAUCACAAUGAAGCCAUGGAUCACGUGUGCAACAAGUGCAAUAACUGUUCAGGGUUUCAGAGUCCUUACACUUGUGGUUGUGGCCAUCCUUGUUCCAGACACCAAACCCUGGUGGAGACAAAAGCAGAGAGGGAGGCAAGAGGUCAGCCUGUUGGCAGAGCUGUUCCUUACACUGCCAUGGGAGGCUUGACAAGCUUAAGCUCUUUGCUGGAUGGUUACCUUAGUCUGGAAGCUACCUGCUCAGAUGAAGAUGGAGACGAAGACUUCCUGCAGAGACGCUCAGCAUCGACAAUGAACUACUCAUCUCCCAAAGCAUCUGGUUCUGCUCUUCGUAAGAAACAGACCAAGAAACACUGA